Molecule: messenger RNA, 2057 nt
Organism: Papaver somniferum (opium poppy)
Lineage: Eukaryota; Viridiplantae; Streptophyta; Magnoliopsida; Ranunculales; Papaveraceae
Product: polyphenol oxidase, chloroplastic-like
Exons: 2
Coding region: 23-1819 (598 amino acids)
Molecular function (GO): catechol oxidase activity
Source: RefSeq, a predicted model, not a curated record
UUUCAAACCCAAAUUCACAACCAUGUCCCUUUCUCACUUGUGUAACACACCCAUUAGCUCUUCAAUCACCUCUAAGAAUCCUCUUCCAAGUGCUUCGACAAAAAUUAGCACCCCAUCAGUUCGUCUAGCAAACCCUACUGCUACCCACUACAUCUCAUGUGAACAUAACAAACAAACUAGCCGGAGAGAAGCUGCUACCAAUGUAACUCAGCAUGUCGUUGAUAGAAGAAAUGUCCUCUUAGGUUUAGGAGGAUUAUAUGGUGCCGCUGGCGUUGCUAUUGGUGCUCCGUUAACGCCUCCUGAUUUAACGAAGUGUCAUAAAGCAAUUGAUUCAGAUGCUACCCCGCCAGAGGUGGACUGCUGUCCACCUGAUUAUGGUAAAGCCAAAAUGGUUGAUUUCACACCACCUAGUCCUAAAGAUCCAUUACGAGUUCGGAAAGCAGCCCACAAAUACAAUCUUGACGAUAUUGCGAAAUUUGAAGCAGCUAUUGCUAAGAUGAAGGCUUUACCAACCAAUCAUCCGUGGAAUUACUAUCAACAAGCUACCAUUCAUUGUACUUACUGCAAUGGUGCCUUCGAUCAGUUGAAUACUAAAACUCUACUUCAAGUUCAUGGAAGUUGGUUCUUCCUUCCAUGGCAUCGUUACUAUCUUUACUUUUGGGAGAAAAUUCUCGGGAAACUUAUCGGCGAUGAUACUUUCGCUAUCCCUUUCUGGAACUGGGAUGCUCCUAAAGGAAUGUACAUGCCCCCCAUGUACUUAAAUGAGAAAUCACCACUUUUCGAUAAAACUCGUGAUAAACGUCACUACAAGUCGGUGCUUGAUUACAGUUAUUCUAUGGGCGCCGAUAAUCCUCCCGACCCCAAGCCUGUGGUUACUAAUAAUUUGGAAAUGUUAAGUAGUAUGUUCAAAGAAACGUCAAAUGCGCCAGCGCUGUUUAUGGGGAAACCAUUACGGGCGGGAGAAGAUCCAACUAGUACAACAGCUCCAGGGAGCUGUGAGAUGUUGCACAAUGUCAUGCAUCAGUGGGUUGGACCUCCUACUUCCCCUUACUGGAAUAUGGGAAAUUUUCAUACUGCUGCGCGUGAUACGAUAUUCUUUGCUCACCAUGGUAACGUCGACCGCAUGUGGGAUAUUUAUAAUAAUUCUCGUGGACAGAGACGUGAAUUCAAUGAUCCUGACUGGCUCGACUCAUCUUUCAUCUUCUACGAUGAGAAUGAACAACUUGUCAACUGUAAGGUGAGGGAUUGCCUAACUCCACAAAGCCUAGGAUAUAUUUACCAUCCUGAACCAAUUCCAUGGACAAAUAAUCGUCGAAAGCACAAGAAAAUGAGGAGCGCAGCAAAGAAGAAGAGCGAAGGCGACUCAUUGAAACUCGCCCCAGUUCCUGAGUUCGGAUCCCAACCACGGCCACUAACAGAACCAAUACGAGCAUUACUGCAGAGGCCAAAGAUUUCAAGGACUAAAGAUGAGAAAGCUGAUGCAGUAGAAGUGCUGGUGAUAGAUGGCAUCACCGUUCCAAAUGGAUCAACAGCAAGGUUUGAUGUAUACGUAACUCAGGCACUAGAAGGGUUAGUUGGUCCGGACAGAGGAGAAUUAGCGGGUAGCUUUGUGCACAUUCCUACAGCUCAUCACAGAUCAUCAGAAGGGAAAGAGUACUCAAGUUUGGAAUUGGGUAUUAGUAUUCUACUGGAAGAUAUUGAAGCUGAAAGUUCAAAGGAAUUGGUUGUAAGUUUGAUUCCUCGAGAUGGUGAUGUUGUUGUUAGCGGACUUCGCAUUGAGUUAUUCGACGUUGAGGAUGACGAUGAAGAAGAAGAAUAAGACGAUGAUGAUGAUGAAGAAUAAGAUUGAAAACUAUGAUUAGUUAAUGGCUCAUCACGCGCUUCAAUAUUUGGUAGUUUUUGAUCGAGUUAUGCCUUGGAAUAAGCAGCAUGCUGCAGAUAUCGAAUUUGUGUGGGUCCACUUUUCUUUUUUUUUCUUUUUUUUUUUUUGUGUGUGACAGGUGAGCACUUUAUAAUAAUGAAUUAUAAACUUCGGACUACUAAGUUCAAAAGGGCUC